Messenger RNA from Galendromus occidentalis (western predatory mite), 2709 nucleotides. RefSeq names its product high affinity nerve growth factor receptor-like. Gene Ontology annotation, biological process: positive regulation of phosphatidylinositol 3-kinase/protein kinase B signal transduction; cell surface receptor protein tyrosine kinase signaling pathway; cellular response to nerve growth factor stimulus. The transcript is spliced from 18 exons. Gene Ontology annotation, cellular component: axon; plasma membrane; signaling receptor complex. Gene Ontology annotation, molecular function: transmembrane receptor protein tyrosine kinase activity; ATP binding; neurotrophin receptor activity. NCBI's taxonomy places the organism in Eukaryota, Metazoa, Arthropoda, Arachnida, Mesostigmata, Phytoseiidae. The record is from RefSeq and is a predicted model, not a curated record. Bases 1 to 2709 code for a protein of 902 amino acids.
AUGCGCUUUCUGUGUCCGUGGUCCCGGUGCUCGUGUUCUGCGCUGUUGUGGUUUUUUAGCCUCCUAGCGCUGGUGGGCGCAGCGGUGGGCGUUCCGGGGGCGGUGCCACCAUCCAGUGAUCGUUUGGCUACUGGAGUACACGGACCGGUUGGACCCGUGCUCGUGGCACCCCCACCCCCAAAGGAAGUCAACCCUCUCAACAAACAAAAAGUUCAACACGCCGUUUGUGUAAAGUGCAAGUGCACCGCUGAUUUGACUCAGCUCGAGUGCGAUGAGCGUAGCAACAUCACGCAGGUGCCUGUCUUGCCCCAGGAAAUCGCUCGUAAAGUCCUCUCGCUCAAAAUUCGUGGCCUAACGAGUUUCACACACAUCGCGCCCGAACACCUUGUCAACUAUACCCAACUCACACGGAUAGAAAUUAGUGAUACCGGACUGAUAUAUGUUCACGAGAAAGCUUUCGCAGCCAACAAGAAACUCAUUGAAAUAAGGCUGCCAGACAAUGCUCUUCGAUAUUUUCCUUGGCAAGCUAUCUACAAUCUUCAAGCCAUCACAAAAGUGAUCCUUCAGAAAAAUCAACUCGUAUGUAAUUGUAGUGUGGCCUGGAUACCACAGAAGCUCUCCCAGGUUGCAUUUAUGGAUGGCACCGGCGAAGAUGAAGAUCUCCUCUGUCGUUUUGCUGCCAAUGCCACCACCAUUCGUGUCAACAACUUCAAGGAUCCGGAUUGCUAUCCCCCGCAAAUCGAGAUCGUCACAAAUAACGCGACAGCUAGGCAAGAAAACGAUACUUUGAAUUUCACCUGCUCAGCGAGGGGGAAGCCUUCGCCUGAGAUACGCUGGCGCUGGGCCGACGGCUUCGCGCGACAGGACUGUGUCAUCAAAACAUCUGAUUGUUCCGUUGACGGUGCUGAAAAUUACAGGAUCCACGACUCGGACGAGCACGUUUGUAGGAAACUCACGGUGCGAGCUUCGGUCCGAAUGAACCAGAACCUAUUCUGUCUAGCGGAAAACGCCGCCUAUGGACAAAAGAAAGCCAUCAAUGUCACCGUUUUCGCCCCACCCACCGUUAGCAGCUUCCGAUUCGAUCAGAAAAACACAUUCCAUGUCGUGGGUUACGCCUGGCCACUUCCCUUCUACGUCAACUUUACAUUCAACGGAAGCCCUCCGCACAUUCCCGGCAGAUUUCUCACACGUGCUACAAAUGAGACUGGUGCUAUGUGGAAAGCUUCGCUUCAACUCAUGCUCGAUGGGAUCUGGUCGACAUACCAGGGAACUUACGACGUGGUAGCGAACAACACUCUGGGAAGUGUGUCCAGCCGGUUCGCUGGGAAGGGCCCGAGAGGUAACAUCCAAGGAUCAUGCACCGUGGUUGGACAAGGACCCCUAGAGAACCUCCAAUCGAAAGACAGCCCCAGCUGGCUUUGGGCCCUCGGCAUCGCCACAGGCGGGCUCGUCCUUGUGUUGACCUCGUUGUUGGGCUUUAAGUUCUACCACAUGCGCCGCGACGGCGCUCGGAGCGGAUACGCCAACCGUACCCACGAUUCUUCGACACUUGUGUUUCUGCUCUGCUGGAUGUGCGACGCAUUCCGACCGGCUAGAGACAGGAUGUUUGCGCAGAAUGGCAGCGGAGACAAGCACUCUUUGAGGGUUAUAUCUAGGGAGCGAAUCCCGCUGAACAUGACUACCAAGAUGGUGGACAAUCCCAACUAUCCCGCUAGUCUGUUCCAGGAUAACAGCCAUGACGCCGCAAAUCGAUCCGAAGUGAAACACAUUGCACGUGAGAAAAUCUCCUUCCUGCAACAACUGGGAGAAGGCGCCUUUGGACGGGUGUUCCUGAGCAGCGUUGAAUACCUCACACCGACCGAACCUAGGACCCUGGUUGCUGUGAAAACGCUGAAAGACGAGUCUGGUGAGGAUCGUGCCGCGUUCGACCGCGAAGCCGAGCUCCUGACCGCGCUGCGUCACGAGAACAUCAUCACAUUCUUUGGGGUUUCCACUGAUAGAGAUCCCUACAUGAUGCUCUUCGAGUACAUGGAGCAUGGAGAUCUCAACAAUUUCCUCAGGAAUAGAGCGCCGGACGGGCUCGUGGUCUCAUCCCCGGCGAAGCCGUUCUGCCCUCUCACUAGACUCAAUUUAUUAGACAUCUCAUCGCAGAUCGCCUCCGGUAUGGAGUACCUUGCUUCCCAGCAUUUUGUGCACAGGGAUCUGGCCACACGAAACUGCUUGGUUGGGGAGAAGCUGGUAGUCAAAAUCGGAGACUUUGGUAUGAGUCGAGACGUGUACAGCACCGAUUAUUAUAGAGUUGGACGUCAAACGAUGCUGCCGAUUCGCUGGAUGCCUCCUGAGAGCAUACUCUAUCGGAAAUUCAGCGUCGAAUCUGACGUGUGGAGUUUCGGUGUCGUUCUAUGGGAGGUGUUCACUCACGGCAAACAGCCGUGGUAUGAGUACUCGAAUCCCGAGGUAAUCCAACAAGUCACGAAGAAUGCGGUGCUGCCUCAGCCAGCCGAAUGUCCGUUGGAAAUUUAUCAGAUCAUGUUGACGUGCUGGCGGCCGCAGCCCCAUGAACGCGCACGCAUCAAGGACAUCCGUCAAAGACUCGAACAAUUCCUCACCAACGAAUCACAAUACAUUCCCAUACUAGAAGAGAUCGAGACCCCUGAUACGCAACCGCUGAAUCCGUACGUCGACCAGCAGAGCGACCUCAAACCCUAA